AUGAGUUUCGUGAAAUUUAAAAAACCACAGAGGAGUUAUUCUUCAACAACUACUCCCCAAAAAGAUGAUGACCAAGAAUCUACUCCCUAUUUCACUCAUCAAAGAGCGUAUACUGAUAUACCACAAAGCAGCAAUAACACUUCACAACAACCAUCAAUUUAUUCCGAACGUCGUCAGUCAUCGUACCCCCCUCCUUCUCCAAGAAUUAAAUCAUCCAUCAUGAAACUUCCCAUAACAUUUACUCCUCUACGCAGUAAAGCUACAAAAGCCAUGAAAUUUGGGAAUCAUCAAGAUGCUCUUAGAUUCCUUAAUGAAUUGAUCAUAACUUAUCCGGAUAAUUAUCAAACGAGGUGCGAUAGAGCAGAAAUUUAUCAACAUUUAAAACGUGAUCUGGAGGCCAUUAAUGAUUUGGAUUAUGCAAUAGAAAUAAAACCAAAUAAAGCUAAAGCAUUUUAUUUAAGAGGAUUAAUUCUCAAAGGAAUGAAUGAAUUGGGAGCAGCGAGAAAAGAUUUAAACAUGGCAUUUCAAAAAGAUAGUAAUGAUCCAAGAGCAUUGGACUCUUUGAAAAUUUGUGCACAAAUUAAUAUAGAUGAAGAUAGUCCAUAUAGUAUUGAACAAGCGAUAUCUAAUUUAAAUGACAUGUUGAAAUUGGAUGAGAAAAAUAUUUGGGCUUUACAUAAGAGAGGAGAAAUUUAUUUUAGACUAAAAAAAUAUUCUAAAGUUGUAAAGGAUAUGGAUAAAGCAUUAGAUAUUGAACCUAAUGACGUUGAGUUUAUUGAACUAAGAGGAACUUCAUUGGGGAAAAUGUUAAAAUAUAAUGAAGCAAUGAAAGAUUUUAAUAGGGCAUUAGAAUUGAAUUAUGAUCAUAAUCCAGGACUUUUAUUGAAAAGAGCGAAAAUAUAUAGGUUACAACAUAAAUAUCAGGAAGGUUUGAUUGAUAUUGAAAGUUUACUUUCAAUGGAUGUUGAGUUAGAUUUUCAUAUUUUACGAACUCGUGGAAAGAUUUAUCGUGGUUUAUGUAGGUAUAAAGAAGCAUUGUCUGAUUUUAAUGCGGCAUUAAAGCAAAAACAAAAAUAUUCAAUAUACGUUAGAAGGGCCGAGAUACACAAAGUAUUAAGACAAUACGAUGAAGCGUUAAACGAUCUAAAUCGGGCAUUAACGUUUAAACCUGAUCAAGAAGAGGAAAUUAAGAUUUGUGAAAUGCGUAAUCAAGUCUAUUCUCAAUCGUCUAAAUUCAAGGAGGCAUUGGAAGGAUUAAAUAAUGUCUUGAGUAUAACACCAGGAAAUGUGAAUGCACUCACUGAAAGGGGAAAAGUUUAUCGUGCCACACAUCGCCCCGAUGAAGCAUUGAAUGAUUUAAAUUUGGCCUUGAAAACUGAUUCAAAAUGCUCACUUGCACUUUUAUACCGUUCUAAAAUAUAUCGCGACCAAAAUAAUUUUAAAGGAGCGCUUAAUGAUCUUAAUGCAGCUUGGAAAAUAGAUCCUAAAAACGCACAAAUAUUAAGAAAUAGAGGGAAGAUCCUUACUUUAAUUGAACAACAUAAUAAGGCGCUAAUAGAUUUAGAUGACUCUUUAAAAUUUGAGAAACAUUCUUCGGCUUUGAGAUAUCGAGGAAAAAAUUUAUCAAAAUUGAAGAAAUAUGAUUUAGCUAUUAAGAGUUUCAAUAAAGCCUUACAGAUGAAACCCACUAGUGGAAGUAUAUUUUAUGAUCGUGGCGAAAGUUAUUUCAAUUCUCACAAGUAUAAAGAUGCUUUAGAAGAUAUGAAUAAAUCUUUGGAAUUUGAUGAGAACCCCAAUUCUUUUGAGCUACGUUCUUUAAUAUACAUGCAACUUAAAGAUUACAAGAAUGCUUUAGCAGACACGAAUAGAGUCCUUCAUAUUAAUGCAAAAGAUGUAAAAACAUUGAGAAGAAGGGCAAAUUUAUUGGAAAAUUCUCAACGAUUUCAUGAAGCUCUUGAUGAUUGGUUACAGAUCAAGAGGUUUUCGAAAGGCAAAGCAGAACCUGAAUAUAUAGAAGUAUUAGAAAAUUGUGGAAGGUUAUUAUUUAAACUAUGUAGAUAUGACGAAGCAUUAGAAAUAUUUGAUGAAUCUCUUGAACUGGCGUCUGAUAAUCUCACAUUUAUAUGUUAUCGCGCCAAAAUCCUUCAAGAACAAAAAAACUAUGAUGUCGCACUCAAUGAACUUAAUGCUGCUAUGGGAAAACAAGGUGACAAAUGUAGUUUGUUUGUUAUGCGAGGUGCCAUUUAUAAAUCUAUGAAGAGAUAUAAAGAAAGUUUACAGGACCUGAACAAAGCAUUAAAAUUUAAAUCUGAAAAUGGAUCGGAUCAGUAUUUUGAAUUACAGACUGAAGCUUAUUGUUAUAGAGGUAGUAUUUAUCGUUCUUUACGUAAGAAUAAUGAAGCUUUGCUAGAUUUAAAUACCGCUUUAGAAAGAGAUCCCGACAAUAUAAUGGCCUUAUGCGAAAGAAGUUCUAUUAAUCGUGAUCGUGCUAGAUAUGACGAUGCUUGGAAAGAUAUUGAAAAGAUUUUAUCUCCGACUAUCGUCAAUGAAAUCAGUGUUUGA
This is a messenger RNA of Funneliformis mosseae, 2562 nucleotides long. The record is from the annotation of a GenBank genome assembly. NCBI's taxonomy places the organism in Eukaryota, Fungi, Glomeromycota, Glomeromycetes, Glomerales, Glomeraceae.